Rhinopithecus roxellana (golden snub-nosed monkey) is the source of this 2345-nucleotide messenger RNA. RefSeq names its product primase and DNA directed polymerase (gene PRIMPOL). Bases 501 to 2183 code for a protein of 560 amino acids. The transcript has 14 exons. The record is from RefSeq and is a predicted model, not a curated record. NCBI's taxonomy places the organism in Eukaryota, Metazoa, Chordata, Mammalia, Primates, Cercopithecidae. Gene Ontology annotation, cellular component: nucleus; mitochondrial matrix. Gene Ontology annotation, biological process: response to UV; DNA replication, synthesis of primer; mitochondrial DNA replication. Gene Ontology annotation, molecular function: DNA-directed DNA polymerase activity; chromatin binding.
UUGGGUUACCCCCAGGUCCCUCUCCCUAAAUCAAAAGCCUUAACCUCCUGUCACCAGGGUGCCAGGCUAGUAAUAAGCAGGUCCACGCAUGCUGGACACACAGGCUCAAGCCACUCCGCGCGACAGUACUGCAAACCGUACCUAGUAGUGUACUUAAUCCGUAUAUAAAUGUUACAAGUUAAGCAUCCCACAGCAAACAAAGUAGCAUUUAACAUCAUGAGGAAAAAAAGAGAUAGGACAAAGAGAUGAACAACCAAUCCAGAGGGAGUGAAGAAGAGAAAAAGAAGCCUGGUUUGGGCCUGAGAGGUCCUUCAGCAAAGACAGCGUCGAUGAAGACUGGAGCUGCCGAAGGCAGAGUCCUGGGGGUAUCCCAGAGGUGACAGAACUUGAUCUGGGCCUGGAAGGGCAAGAAUUCGGGAAGGGCAACGUGGGGCAUUCCAGUAGUAAUUGAUAGAAAUAUUACAUGGGAUAGGGUUUAUUCUCUCCGUACUUCUGAACCAAUGAACAGAAAAUGGGAAGAAAAACUGAAGCAAAUUGAAGAACGAGCAUCUCAUUAUGAGAGGAAACCACUGUCCUCAGUGUAUAGACCAAGACUGUCCAAGCCAGAGGAGCCACCCUCCAUUUGGAGACUAUUUCGUCGACAAGCUCAAGCUUUUAAUUUUGUUAAAAGCUGUAAAGAAGAUGUUCACGUAUUUGCUUUGGAAUACAAAGUAGGAGAUGGACAACGUAUUUACCUUGUGACAACCUAUGCUGAAUUUUGGUUUUACUAUAAAUCCAGAAAAAAUCUCUUACACUGCUAUGAAGUUAUUCCUGAAAAUGCUGUGUGCAAGCUUUAUUUUGAUUUGGAAUUUAACAAACCUGCCAACCCAGGAGCUGAUGGGAAAAACAUGGUUGCAUUACUCAUCAAGUAUGUGUGUAAAGCACUUCGAGAGUUAUAUGGUGUUAAUUGCUCAGCUGAAGAUGUUUUGAACUUGGAUUCUAGCACUGAUGAGAAAUUCAGCCGGCAUUUAAUAUUUCAGCUCCAUGAUGUGGCAUUUAAAGAUAACAUUCAUGUUGGUAAUUUUUUGAGAAAAAUUUUGCAGCCUGCUCUUGACUUGCUUGGCAGUGAAGAUGAUGAUAGCACUUCAGAGACAACAGGCCACGGAUUUCCCCAUUUUUUGGAAGCACCUGCAAGACAAGGAUUUUCUUUCAACAAAAUGUUCACGGAGAAGGCUACAGGGGAAAGCUGGACGUUGAAUUCAAAGAAACUGGAGAGGCUGGGGUCAGCUGAGCAAAGCAGUCCUGACCUUUCAUUUCUAGUUGUGAAGAAUAACAUGGGAGAGAAGCAUCUUUUUGUGGAUCUUGGAGUUUAUACAAGAAAUAGAAACUUUCGGCUAUAUAAAUCAUCAAAAAUAGGAAAGCGUGUGGCUUUGGAGGUUACUGAAGAUAACACAUUUUUUCCUAUGCGGUCAAAGGAUGUUUCUGACGAAUAUCAGUAUUUUCUCUCUUCUUUGGUCAGCAAUGUCAGGUUCUCAGAUACUUUACGAAUUCUUACAUGUGACCCAUCUCAGAAUAAACAAAAAGGAGUUGGAUAUUUUAACAGUAUCGGCACUUCAGUAGAAGCCACUGAAGGUUGUCAGUGUUCUCCGUAUCCUGAAGUGGAUCAUUUUGUUCUUUCUUUGGUGAAUAAAGAUGGCAUUAAAGGAGGAAUUCGGCGUUGGAACUACUUUUUCCCAGAAGAAUUAAUGGUUUAUGAUAUUUGUAAAUAUCGGUGGUGUGAAAACAUUGGAAGAGCCCAUAAGAGUAAUAAUAUAAUGAUUCUGGUUGAUCUGAAAAAUGAAGUUUGGUAUCAAAAAUGUCAUGACCCUGUAUGUAAAGCAGAAAACUUCAGAUCUGACUGUUUCCCAUUGCCUGCUGAAGUAUGUCUCCCGUUUCUUUUCAAAGAGGAAGAAGAGUUGACAACAGAUGAAGCAGAUGAAACUAUGAGCAAUGAAACCCAGAAUCCUCAUAAACCAUCACCUAGCAAGCUGUCAACAGGUACAUCUGCUGAUGCUGUCUGGGAUAAUGGCAUUGAUGAUGCUUAUUUUUUAGAAGCUACUGAAGAUGCUGAAUUAGCUGAAGCUGCAGAGAACAGUCUUCUCAGUUAUAACAAUGAAGCGGAUGAAAUUCCUGAUGAGCUAAUUAUAGAAGUAUUACAAGAGUAGCUAAUUCACUAUGGACACUUUUGUCAACAGGCUAUAAUUUGCCUGAUGUCUGUGAGAUUUGAUAAAUAUAUCAUUCAACCUGAUAAGUUUUAUCACUUUGCUUUCCAAUUUUUGUUUUUUACUUCUAUAAACCAAUUUUAUUAAAAUUUAGCCUUUGAUGUA